Molecule: messenger RNA, 1511 nt
Organism: Mangifera indica (mango)
Lineage: Eukaryota; Viridiplantae; Streptophyta; Magnoliopsida; Sapindales; Anacardiaceae
Product: endoglucanase 8-like
Exons: 7
Coding region: 214-1434 (406 amino acids)
Biological process (GO): carbohydrate metabolic process
Molecular function (GO): hydrolase activity, hydrolyzing O-glycosyl compounds
Source: RefSeq, a predicted model, not a curated record
AGCACUUUAUUGGCCUGUGAAUGAAACAUGUUGGGCGGUUUUUUCAACUUCAUUAAGUUUUCUUUCUUUUUUUUUUUUUUUAAUGAUCUGAAACCUGUUCAAUUUCGCCGGAUAAGUAAACACUGCACUAGAUACCUGUCCAACUUCACCGGAUAGGUUGAUUUAACGGGUGGUUACUAUGACGCUGGUGACAAUGUUAAAUUUAACCUUCCGAUGUCCUUCUCGAUAACAAUGCUAGCAUGGAGUGUAAUAGAGUUUGGCGACUCAAUGGGAUCAGACCAGCAACAUGCAUUAGAAGCCAUUCGAUGGGGAACCGAUUACUUAAUGAAAGCCACCAGCAUUCCCAACUUUAUUUACGUUCAAGUUGGUGAACCUUACAAUGAUCACAACUGCUGGGAGAGGCCAGAAGACAUGGACACCGCUCGAACCCCUUAUGCAAUUAGUAAAGAUUUUCCAGGCUCAGAAGUUGCUGCUGAGAUAGCAGCUGCACUUGCAUCCUCUUCCAUAGUCUUUAAACGCUCUAAUUGUACUUAUUCUCAGGAGCUUAUCAGAAGGGCGGAAAUGGUUUUCUCUUUCGCAGAUAAGUACCGGGGAUUUUACAAUGAUACUCUUUACUCCUGGGUCUGCCCCUUCUAUUGUGAUUACAGUGGCUAUCAAGAUGAACUGAUUUGGGGAGCGGCAUGGUUAUAUAAGGCAACUUCGAAAGCUGAUUAUUGGGACUAUGUUGUGAAGAACGCAAGCACUCUGGGAAACUAUAACUACAACGAAUUUGGCUGGGAUAACAAGAAUGCUGGCAUUAACGUGCUUGUUACCAGACUCAAUACCUGUAAUUCUGAUCUCUUCAUUGAAAAAGCUAACAAGUUUGCAUGUAAUCUCUUGCCUGAAUCACCUACAAGGGCAGUCAAUUAUUCAGCAGGUGGACUCAUGUUCAAGGAAGGAGGAAGCAAUAUGCAACAUGUUACAGCUUUAUCCUUUCUUGCUCUUGUUUACAGUCGAUAUUUAGAAGAAACAGACAGUGUGGUUGCUUGUGAUGGUGGGGUUAUGGCCGACAUGAAUAGGUUCAUAAAACUAGCAAAAGGACAGGUGGAUUAUAUACUUGGAAGCAACCCAAUGGGCUUGUCAUACAUGGUUGGAUAUUCGGGUCAUUAUCCGCAAAAAAUUCAUCAUCGGGCUUCAACUUUACCUUCCAUUGAUCAACAUCCAUGUUUUAUCGAUUGUAAUGGUGGAAAAUUAUACUUCAACAGCAGCAAUCCUAAUGCCAACGUGCUAACCGGGGCCGUUGUUGGAGGACCCUUUAAGAAUGAUACAUAUCCUGAUGAACGAGUUAAUUUUGCUCAAUCAGAGCCCACCACAUACAUUAAUGCACCAUUGGUUGGCGUUUUGGCUUUCUUUAAAGCACAUUCAUCCAAUUACAGCAGAAGCUUUAGCAAUUGAUUUUCGCUCCAUUGGAUUUGUAAAGUUUAGUUUUUAUUUUAGUUAGACCGUAUGAAUAAAUAAAUCUACUUAGUUAA